Molecule: messenger RNA, 732 nt
Organism: Photinus pyralis (common eastern firefly)
Lineage: Eukaryota; Metazoa; Arthropoda; Insecta; Coleoptera; Lampyridae
Exons: 2
Coding region: 144-644 (166 amino acids)
Source: RefSeq, a predicted model, not a curated record
CCUUUAAUUGCAAACGACGUACGUUAGGUGAUCUUCAGAUUGCGUAUUGCAAAACCUCUCAUCACGUACUUGAAGAUAUUGAUAAUUUGUAAUAAUAAUGUUGAUACGAGUAUACUGCUAAUCGCGGUGAUAAUUUUUGUAAAAUGUGGAGUAUAAAAGAAAUAGACGUAUUUGUUGUUAAGAUAGUGAACCUGCCUUACCUAAAGAACAUUCUACUGAACAUGAACACUAUAAGCUUUGCACUUGUUACGUUAUUAGUCUAUCUCCAUAAGACCGAGUCCCUUUGCGUUAACGUGCUAAAUAUGGAAGAGCAAAAAUGUGCGGGAACUUUAGCAGCAGAUACUAUUUUAAGCUAUUAUCUUAGUAAUUCACAACUUCCAAUUUUCGGGGAAUACCUUAAAUGCACUUGGGAGGCGUUCAAUUUAACGUCAGCAGAAGGAGACAUUUUAUACGAUAACCUGAAGAACAUCAAAUCAUGGAAAUGGACAAUCUUACGUGACUGUGACGACUUUAUAGAUCUUCAACUUAGAGGAGAUAACAUCUUUAAGAACAGUGUGAACAUUUGUCAAAACACUGCGCGUGGUGGCAUAAUGACUCCUCUCAGUGUAACGAGGUGCAUUCGUGAUGUGAUUAAAAGCCAUUAAAGAGACUACCAAAAAAAAUUUCAAAACAUUAGUUUAUUACCACUCGUUCUUUAAAACAUUCGUAGAAAAUAAAAAAAUACUAGCUUCA